This is a messenger RNA of Epithele typhae, 2169 nucleotides long. RefSeq names its product OPT oligopeptide transporter. Gene Ontology annotation, molecular function: oligopeptide transmembrane transporter activity. The coding region runs from base 1 to 2169 and encodes 722 amino acids. Gene Ontology annotation, biological process: transmembrane transport. Lineage: Eukaryota; Fungi; Basidiomycota; Agaricomycetes; Polyporales; Epitheliaceae. The transcript has 8 exons. The record is from RefSeq and is a predicted model, not a curated record.
AUGGAGUUUGAAUUUGACGAAGACGAGGACAGUCCGUAUCCUGAAGUACGGGCGUCUGUGUCGAACGUCGACGAUACAGAAAUGCCGGCCUUGACAAUACGAAUGUGGGUCAUUGGGCUCUUCCUCACCCUCGCGUCUGGCUGUGCAAAUCUCUUCUUCAACUUUCGACAACCAGCACCGUCAAUCGUCUCCAAUGUCCUCAUCCUUCUCGCCCACCCAUUAGGGAAGCUCUUCGCCCUCACCCUCCCGAUACGCGUAUUCAGGUUACCUCGCUGGCUCGGCGGAUACGAAUUCUCCCUCAACCCCGGUCCUUGGAAUAUCAAGGAGCACGCACUGGUGUUUAUCAUGGCCAACGUCUCGAUCGGUGUCCCCACCGCGCUUAAUGCGGUCGUCGUCGCGGAGAUCUACUACGGCGUCAAGCUUGGCUACGGGUUCAAUGCCUUGCUCAUCUUGACUACCCAGCUCACCGGCUUCUCUCUCGCGGGUUUAUGCCGGCGGUUCCUGGUCUGGCCCGCAAGCAUGGUCUGGCCGCAGAACCUGAUCGUUUGCACCCUGCUCAACACGCUCCAUGCGGAAGAGGAGGAUGCCCGCGGAGGAGUCUCGCGUUUCAGGUUCUUCUGCUACGCCUGCGUCGGCUCGUUCUUUUAUUUCUUCCUUCCUGGCUUCCUCUUCCAAGCACUGUCGAUCUUCUCGUUCGUUUGUUGGAUCAAGCCCAACGACAUUGUCGUCAACCAACUGUUCGGCGUGUCUGGGGGCCUGGGCAUGAGCGUCCUUGUUUUCGACUGGUCGCAGAUCUCCUGGAUUGCCAGCCCGCUUAUGGUCCCGUGGUGGGCGCAAGUGCAGGUCUUCCUUGGGUUUUUCAUUGUGUACUGGGUUCUGUGCCCCAUACUGUACUACACCAACUCCUGGGACCUGUCCUAUUUCCCGAUCAUGUCCAACGACCUGUACGAUCGCUUUGGCGACAAAUACGACGUUCGGCGCGUUCUCACCGCCAACAACGAGUUCAACCAGACCCAGUAUGAGGAGUACUCCCCACUGUUCUUACCGGCAUCCUACGCUAUCACCUACUUGAUCGCGUUUGCGCUUGCCUCCGCAGUCGUCGUUCACACAGUGCUCUAUCACGGUCGCACGGUCAUCCGCGGAUUUACCCAGGUCCGGACGGAGAAGGACGAUAUCCAUGCCAAGCUCAUGCGUGCAUACCCCGAAGUCCCGGAUUGGUGGUACUUGCUCUCAUUCCUUGCCUGCUUCGGGCUGGCUAUCCUCACGGCCGAGUUGUGGCAUACGGGUAUCCCAGUUUGGGCGCUCAUAAUCGCCAUCGCACUUCCGGCGGUCUACCUUGUUCCCUCUGGAUAUGUGUUCGCUAUGACCGGGCAGAGCAUUGGUAUCAACCUGAUUGCGCAAAUCAUCCCCGGCAUGAUCCUCCCUGGCAAGCCGAUCCCAAACAUGAUCUUCAAGGCGUAUGCGACGCAGACCCUGGCUGAGGGCUCACAGUUCGUGGGCGACCUGAAGCUCGGUCACUACAUCAAGCUGCCUCCGCGGGCAACGUUUAUCGUGCAGAUGACAUCAACGGCGUUCGUCGGGCUCCUCCAGGUCGCCGUCAAGGAGUGGAUGUUCGCCAACAUCGAGGACAUCUGCCAGACGGACCAGAAGGACUUCCUCACAUGCCCGCACAACCAGGUCAUCUACACCACCUCGGUCAUCUGGGGCCUGAUCGGGCCCGCACGGCAGUUUGGAGCGAGCUCGAUCUACCACCCGCAGCUAUACGCGAUCAUCAUCGGUGCGGUCCUGCCGCUGCCGUUCUGGUACUGGCAACGGCGGUGGCCAAACCGGUACGUGCAGUACAUCAACACACCGGUCAUCCUGAAUGGCGUCGGGCUUAUCCCGCCCGCGACGGGCAUCAACUACUCGUCCUGGUUCCUCGCCGGCUUCAUCUUCCAAUACCUCGUCCGCCGUCGGAACUUCGGGUGGUGGUCAAAGUUCAACUACAUCCUCUCGAGCGCGCUGGACUGCGGCACCGUCCUCGCGGUUCUCUUCAUCUUCUUCACCCUCCAGUUCCCGAACGGGGGCGUCAACCUCGAGUGGUGGGGAAACACGGUGUACACCGAGACUGCGGACUUCAAGCGUUUACCGCUCAGGUCACCGCCAGCAGGUGGAAUCGUGCCAUCAUAG